AAUUAUAAUAAUAGUUGUUAACAUGUUAAAUUCACAGUUUUAUUGCUACAAAGAGAGACUUGUGGAAUCUGUUCUUAUGAUAUCAUUGUUACAGUGAUGACACUUGAACCAUGAACAGUGGGAAGUCUUACAGUACCUUACACCCUUGGUAAUAAUGACUGAAAAUUUGACAAGAAAGCAAACAUAAAAAUGCACCUACACUUUUGAAUGUGAGUAUGUUAAAAAUGCAGAAAAGAUAAUGGCUAGGUGUAGUUUGAAUGCCCUCACUUUUUAUGGCACAAAAUGUUAUUUUUGUGGUUUUACUCUGCUUAACAGUUGUGGAGAAAAAAAUGCAGUUGUAUCUGUUCUUGUUGGGGAUGAGGAUUCAUCCACCAUAUGCAAAGUGAGGAAAAAUGUUGAGCACGAGGUUGAAAAAUGGUCAGACGUAGUCCAUGCUAAAAGAUCCUUUGGUAGCUCACUAUACAGCAUCAAGACCCAAAACAAAAGCCUGACAGAUAUGGUUAUACAAUAUUUCCAGCAAUGCUUUGGUUACACACUAAGGCAGAAUAUGGAUGACAAAGGUGUGCAAAAUGGUCUGAAGUCUAUCAUGCCCCAUGCUUAUGGUGACCAUUCUUCCUGUGGCAACUGGUGUGGCUACUUAAAAAAAUCCUGCAUCCUACAAACACAGAGGCCUUCCCCAUGGCAAGGAUCUGACAGACAAAAGCUUGAGGCAGCCCCUGGAAAAGAUCAUAGAAGUAAGUGCAUUGUAUAUGUAUGGUGGCACAGCUCACUCCUCACAAAUUCCCAAUUCCCACCAUUUUACAUGUAGUAGAGGAACACAACUCUAAGAAAAUAGUGUUAGUGCUCAUGAUUGUAUUCUAAAUAAUAACUGCAAAGGCCUGGGAUAAAGCUUUAAGUGUUAGGGGACUAUCAACCUCUUUCUUAGUUUCACAAGCUUUAUGAGAUACCAAAUGUUCAUGAAUAAAAACCAUUUGCUUCUUCAAAUUAGGUCCAUGCUUCAAAUGCCAAGAAACUAGCUCCUCCUGGGUCGAGCCAGGCGAAUAAAGCACUCAACAACACUAUAGGAAGCAAAGCUCCAAAGAUCAGACAAUAUGGACGUAGUGAAAGCAAUGACUUCCAUGUUGCAUGUGCUGUUGGCCAAAAGAACUUAGGCCAUUCUUAUGCUUCUCAGGUGAGCAGAUAUAAUAUUAUGAGCAUUUUGUACACUUCCCAAUUUGUGAGAUCCAUUGAAUAUUACACAUUAUCCACUGUGUCCAGUGUUAUAAUAUCAGUACCUAUUGCAUAUCAUAA
Molecule: messenger RNA, 1290 nt
Organism: Pocillopora meandrina
Lineage: Eukaryota; Metazoa; Cnidaria; Anthozoa; Scleractinia; Pocilloporidae
Source: the annotation of a GenBank genome assembly